Molecule: messenger RNA, 1401 nt
Organism: Aspergillus tanneri
Lineage: Eukaryota; Fungi; Ascomycota; Eurotiomycetes; Eurotiales; Aspergillaceae
Product: tRNA (guanine-N2-)-methyltransferase
Exons: 5
Coding region: 1-1401 (466 amino acids)
Biological process (GO): methylation
Cellular component (GO): cytoplasm
Molecular function (GO): nucleic acid binding
Source: RefSeq, a predicted model, not a curated record
AUGGAAUAUCUAGUCCGCUUCGCCCAGGUCCAUGAGUCUUUUCGACGGCCCGAAAUCGAGUCUCUGGCAUCACUAACUGGCAUUCCCUUGGAAAUUAUCUUUUAUGAUCAGUUUUCACCAUAUUGCAUUGUAAAAUUAUCAGAUGAAACGGCUGCACGGACUCUGAUUUCUCGCAGUAUCCUAGCUAAAGACAUCUUCGAACUCUGGGGCCAAGGGACCAAUUAUGAUGAACUGCACGCCGACGUCCGCAGGCGGACGCAGGAUCGCUGGAGCGAAUUCAAGGAGUCCUCGUUCCGCUUUACUGUCGACUGCUUCGGCGGCAAGCGAAGCAUGAGGGAAAAGCGCGACAUCAUCCAAACAUUCUCCUACACGGGGUUUGAGGGUCCAAUCCGGAUGAAGAACCCGGACCAAGACUUUUGGGUCCUGGAGGAAUAUCUUUCGGACAUUGAAGCCGCAGCGAUCACUCCCAGCGCAACGCGGCCGUCGGAAAUGGACCUUGAGCCGCAGCGGAUUUAUCUCACACGCUGGAUUGCAGACAGCAGCCGAGACAUUGUCAACCGAUACGAUCUGAAGAAGCGUCGGUACAUUAGUACAACAUCCAUGGACGCGGAGUUGAGUCUCGUCACGGCGAAUAUGGCCCAUGCGGCCCCGGGAAAGCUCUUCUACGACCCGUUCGUCGGCACAGGGAGCUUCUGCGUAGCAGCAGCGCAUUUUGGGUCUUUAACUUUUGGCUCGGACAUCGACCCGCGAAGUUUCCGCGGUCGGGAGACGAAGCAAGGAGAUCUCAUCGGAUUGGCCUCGAAUUUCCAGCAGUACGGUAAUAUAAGCAAGUUUGUGGAUGCGUUCACUUCGGAUCUAACAAAUACCCCUCUCCUACAACAUCAAUUCUUGGACGGCAUUGUAUGCGACCCACCUUACGGGGUCCGUGAGGGCCUCAGAGUUCUUGGAACCCGCGAUGGACGGGGCAAAGAAGAGGUGAUUAUUGACGGUGUACCGGCUCAUUAUCGACCAGGUUACAUUGCGCCUAAGAAACCGUACGGCUUCGAAGCAAUGUUGCAUGAUAUUCUUAACUUUGCUUCUCAAACGCUCGUUACGGAUGGUCGACUGUGCAUGUGGAUGCCGACGUCCAACGACGAGGACGUGAAGUUGAUGAUCCCCAUGCACCAGAACUUAGAAGUCGUCAGUGUUUCUGUACAACCAUUCAACCAAUGGUCACGACGACUGAUCACGUACCGAAGACUGCCGGAUGGACAGAUCUCUGAUAUUUCGUUAGGACGACGCAAAGACGACGACGGGGGAGUCAGCGCAGACGACCUGAACGCCUUUAGGAGAAAGUAUUUCACGAGGCACUCAGCCACCGCCAGUCCCAAAUCGGGAGCCGAGAGUCCCGCAACGCAAUGA